AUGUUUUCCAACAAAUUAGGUGUGAACUCCAUUUUGAAGGAUGGUUAUCGUAUUAUGAAAAAUAAUGAGGACACCAUUUUGAAGAACAUAGAAGCAUGUAAAGAGAUAUGUAACAUACUUCAAACAUCUCUAGGACCAAAAUGUAUGAAUAAGUUAAUUAUUAAUCAUAUACAUAAGAAGAUUGUUUCGAGUGAUUGUAUUACCAUAUUAAAUGAUAUGGAAAUAAAUCAUCCUGUUGUUAAUAUAUUAAAGAAAUUAUCUGAAACGAUCAAUUAUGAGUAUGGUGACUUUACGAAUUAUGCAUUUACCAUAACAUGUGAGAUCUUAGAUAAGGCAAGUUUUUUAAUACAACAAGGUUUUAAUAUUAAUGAUAUAUUAAAUGGUUUUGUUUUAGGAUAUAAAGAAAUUGAAAGGGUAUUAGAAGAAAUGAUUGUAUGGAAGGUUCCUAAUUUUUAUGAAGAAAAGGAAUUAAUAAAGGUUUUAAAAUCAGUAAUGCUAACAAAAAACAUAUCUAAUAAUUAUAAUUUUCUUAUACAAUUAUUAGCUAAAUGUAUAUCUACAUUGAUGCCUGAUAAGAUAGAAGAUUUUGAUGUAGAUAAUAUUAGAGUCUCCAAAUUAAACGGUGGUAAUAUAAUUGAUUCUGAAUUCUUAAUGGGUAUGGUAAUAGCAAGAGAAGCAAACGGUAUAAUAAAAAAAAAGGAAAAUGCUAAUGUUAUCGUCUUGAAUUGUGGAUUAGAAGGUCCUACUACAGAAACAAAAGGUACUGUUUUAUUACAUAAUGCUGAAGAAUUAAUUAAUUAUACGAAAGGAGAAGAAUUACAGAUGAAAAAAUAUAUUGAUAAUUUUAAAAAAGCUAAUGUAGAUGUAAUUAUUGUUAAUGGAGCCAUAUCCGAUAUUGCUCAACAUUUUUGUGAUACAAAUAAUAUUAUGACAUUAAAAAUUACAUCAAAAUUUGAAACAUUAAGAAUAUGUAAACUAUUAAAUAUUUCUUCUUUAAUUAAAUUAAACACACCACAACCAGAAGAUAUAGGAAAAGUAUCAUCCAUAUACGUCUCAGAAAUUGCAAGCAAAAAAGUUACUAUUAUUAAUUCCAAAAAUAAAAAAGUAGGUACUAUUAUACUUAGAGGAGCUACAUUUAAUUUGUUAGAUGAAGUGGAAAGAUGUAUACAUGAUGGUAUUAAUUCUAUUAAAAAUGCAAUAAAAGGAAACUCCUUUUUACAUGGUGGUGGUUGUGUAGAAAUACAAUUAUGCUUAGCAUUAAAAAAAUAUGCUAGCCAACUUAAAGGAGUCGAUAAUUAUUGUGUUAAAAUAUUUGCAGAAGCAUUCUGUAUAAUACCAAAAAUUCUUGCACAUAAUGCUGGUUAUAAUACUACAGAUGUAUUAAAUGAACUUAUAAAUGAACAUAAUAAAGGUAAUACAGAUUCAUGUAUUAAUAUUAAUAAAGACUCACAUAUCACGUCUGCUCAAAAUAAUCAUAUAUAUGAUAAUUAUAAUUGUAAAAAAUAUGCAAUACAUCUAGCUAUGGAAGCUGUACAAACCAUCCUAAAAAUUGAUCAAAUUAUUAUGUCAAAACCUGCUGGAGGUCCAAAACCUCGUGAAAAAAACCCUGACUAUGACGAAGCCUUCUAA
This is a messenger RNA of Plasmodium reichenowi, 1629 nucleotides long. Its product is annotated as T-complex protein 1, putative. The transcript is spliced from 2 exons. Gene Ontology annotation, biological process: protein folding. Bases 1 to 1629 code for a protein of 542 amino acids. NCBI's taxonomy places the organism in Eukaryota, Apicomplexa, Aconoidasida, Haemosporida, Plasmodiidae. Gene Ontology annotation, molecular function: ATP hydrolysis activity; ATP-dependent protein folding chaperone; ATP binding. The record is from RefSeq and is a predicted model, not a curated record. Gene Ontology annotation, cellular component: chaperonin-containing T-complex.